Messenger RNA from Sycon ciliatum, 822 nucleotides. RefSeq lists its product as uncharacterized. NCBI's taxonomy places the organism in Eukaryota, Metazoa, Porifera, Calcarea, Leucosolenida, Sycettidae. The transcript has a single exon. The coding region runs from base 1 to 822 and encodes 273 amino acids. The record is from RefSeq and is a predicted model, not a curated record.
AUGAUCUUCGAUCCAAGAGGUCAGCUCACACCGUUCACGAUGCGUGCACGAGUACUGUUUCAGGAGGCAUGUGUCGCUGGAUAUGGUUGGAACGAGCAGCUGAAUGACGACGACACGGCCCGUUGGAAGCGCUGGCUAUCAGAGUUACCCGAACUGGUACGGAUCCACGCUGACCGAUGUUUCAAGAACACCGAUCCGGAUCCAACCUGCGAGAAGACAGAAGUUCACACGUUCGUCGAUGCAUCGGAUGCAGCUACAGCAGCAACCUGCUGCGUCCGUUCUGAAUAUCCAGACGGACGCGUGAAGGUGACACUGGCAUAUGCUAAGUCGCGGCCAACUCCCAUCAAGAAGCUAAGUAUCCCAAAGCCCGAGCUGAAUGGAGCAGUCCUUGGAGUACAGCUAAGUAAAGAGCUGGAAGCAGCGCUGAAGAUACCAUUGACGGAGCACCGUUUCUGGACAGCCAGCCUCAAUGUGUUGUACUGGCUGAGAUCCCACAGCCGACGAUUCAGCACAGAUAUCGGGGUAAAAAUCUCGGAGAUUCAACGUGCCACAUCACCUCUGCAAUGGCAACAUGUGCCCGGUAAGAUCAACCCGGCAGACCUAUACACACGAGGAAUGCCAGCAACCUCGCUAGCAACAAGCAGCACAUGGUGGACAGGACCAGAGUUUCUGUCCAAGCCAUCGACCGAGUGGCCGCAACGCGAUAUCACCGUCCCAAGCAAGUUUCUAGGAGAGACUAAGCGACACCAAGCGCUGACGUUUGUCGCCGAAGCCACGGUACCUAGACUGCGUCCCGAGAACUUUUCUUCUGCAACCGACUGA